Mycena indigotica is the source of this 1935-nucleotide messenger RNA. Its product is annotated as TSPc domain-containing protein. Lineage: Eukaryota; Fungi; Basidiomycota; Agaricomycetes; Agaricales; Mycenaceae. The transcript has 19 exons. The record is from RefSeq and is a predicted model, not a curated record. The coding region runs from base 1 to 1935 and encodes 644 amino acids.
AUGAAGUCUGUGGUUGGACUCCUCGUUGCUCUUGCUGUAUCGUUGUCGGUCUCUCUUCCAGUGGCGGGCGAUCCAUGUGCAGCCAUUGCAGGGAAAUCAUUUGUGUUGGCACCAGAUGCACUGGCAUGUCUCAAGUCGUUUCCUUUCAACGAGACCCUCCGCCAAAACGUCCUUACCCACAAUAUCGCUCGAGUUUUCGACUUCUUCACCUUUGAAGACUAUUAUCUGCGGUCUCCCGUUCCCUUCCAAGAAUCUACAUCAAACAUCCGGGCCGAGCUCGCACGAAUCAAUACGACCACAUAUGCGACAGACUAUGAUUUCAACUGGGACUUGUAUACCACGAUCACGCAGCUAAACGACGGACAUACCCGCUGGUUUCCUGACUGCUACACGUCAUAUCAGAGUCUUGCUCCAGCUCCCAUCGUGUCUUUGGAGAUAAAUGGAGUCCAAGGAGUCUAUAUCAUCCCAGACCUUGUCGAUUUCAUCAACUCACUCGGCGCAAAUUACACCAAUCUUAUCACAAUCGACUGGCAACGACUUGCGGGCGCUAAGGUGGUUUCCAUACAAGGACAAGACCCAUAUGAAUAUGUCGACUUUGUCGCGAAAACUGUGUCAGGAAACUACCUUGACCACGGUGUCCGCGUCAACUCCGUCUUCAGUUCCUAUCGACUUGUCGGUGCCACAUACUCUCAGCGAUUUGGUGACCUUGCAGGACCCACAGGUGUCGCUCACAGUUCCAUCAAUAUGCAAGUUAUCGUCAAUGGAUCGACCAAAGCAGAGGCAAUCACCCUCCCCUAUAUUGCGAACUUCGCGGGGGCGGCUUUCACUAACCGCGAGUCUUUCUGGGCUAAUAACUGUGUUGCGAAUGACGAAACGAAUGGUGUCGACUUCAAAAACCCCUCGAUUGUCCCCAGUCCAAUGCGGCGCCGAAGAGAACCCAUUGCAAGCAUUGUAGAUAAGAGCGUCUCUAGCGCUUUUGGUCUUCCUCCCCAGUUCCAGCCAACUCUUCCAGUUCAAGGAGAUAAUCAAGGCAUUAUGAAAGCUUAUGUUCUACCAGGAAAUCGUACUGGAGUGCUUUUUGUUGGCUCCUUUGGCGGCAACUUUAGCACAUUCCAAACAGACGUUGUAGCUGCCUUCAAGAUAUUCAAGGCCUCCGGUGUCACGCAAUUGAUGAUCGAUCUGACAAACAACGGCGGUGGCUUCGUUUGCCUCGGCCAAUUUCUACAUUCGUAUCUCGCGGGGACCAUCAUAGGAUAUCCAGGCUUCCAGUCGACCAACAGAGCUAAUCCACUGGCCCGAAAAAUUGUGGCUUCCGAUAUCAAACUCGGCCUCACAGACCAACUCAGCUUCUACACAGCGGAUAACUGGGCAUUUCUCAAUGGAACUCAGAUGCCGGCCAACUACAACUACAUGGAUCCCGACGUCCCUCUCGUCGUGAACGGAAAAAACGACGUGACUUCACAGCGUUUUCAUGAUACCUGUGAACUCAGCUUUGACGUCCCAAUGCCGAAAACCCCGCCAAUCGAUUUAAGGAAUAUCGCUAUUGUGUCGAACGGGAAUUGCGCCUCGACUUGCGCGAUGUUCAGCACACUGAUGUUCGAAAAGCACCAGACAAAGAUAGCUGUGUUCGGUGGAAAGCCUAACGAAGACGUGCAAUUCAAGGGUAUGGCAGGGAACCAAGUUUUAGAGUGGAUCGAUAUUGAUUCAGAAAUCAAAACCGCCAAUCUGAAGGAUGAUCCACUCGCCCCCGCAGAUUUACUUGUCUCCGGAAAUUUCCGUCACAAUUGGCGUGCCGCAUGGAGUUUCGUGGACGAGCGGCUCCCUAUUGCAUACGUUUCUGAGCUGCCAAAAUUUCGAUUUGCCUAUACAUCGGAGACGUACAAUAACCCGCAAAAUCUAUGGCUCUUCUCGGAAAAGACACUAUUCGGCAAGUGA